Molecule: messenger RNA, 1530 nt
Organism: Neoarthrinium moseri
Lineage: Eukaryota; Fungi; Ascomycota; Sordariomycetes; Amphisphaeriales; Apiosporaceae
Exons: 4
Coding region: 1-1530 (509 amino acids)
Molecular function (GO): FAD binding
Source: RefSeq, a predicted model, not a curated record
AUGUUAAGCCAGACAGUUUACUCCCUUCUGGCGACAGCCGCGCUGCGUGGCGCUGUCGUGCGCGCAGCUUGUGGUCACAACACCUCAGCUACCCAGAGCUGUGCUGCUCUGGGCCUGAAGUUUCCGUCCAAGGUCUUCUACCCUGGUGACACGGUCUACGAGUAUGAGACUCAGGCCUUCUGGUCAAACACGGAGCUGAUGAACCCAACGUGCGUGUUCCGACCCGAAUCUGCCUCAGAUGUCUCUGGUGGUGUUGGUUUGAGUCGCGAGUCCAAGACCAACUUCGCAGUUCGAGGCGGUGGACACAUGGGCAUCAAGGGAUCCAACAACAUUGAUGAUGGCAUUCUCGUGGUCAUGUCUAACCUGACUGCCCUGGAGCUCUCGGACGACAAGAGCACCUUGACCAUGGGACCCGGUCACAGGUGGGGCGCCGUCUACAACUACUUGGCUGACUAUGACCUCGUUGUUCCUGGCGGUCGUCUUUCCCCGGUUGGCGUUCCUGGGCUCCUCCUCGCUGGUGGCGUCAACUUCUUGGGCAACCAGGUUGGUUGGUCUGCCGACAGCGUUGUCUCCUAUGAGGUCGUCCUCGCCGAUGGUAACAUCGUCAAUGCGACAGCCACGGAUAACUCAGAUCUCUUCUGGGCCCUCAAGGGAGGCUCCAGCAACUUCGGCAUCGUGACCAGCUUCGAUAUACUCACCUACCCCUCUACCCAGGUAUGGGCCGGUGUUUACAGCGUCUCCGGUGACAACAUGGACGCUCUGCUGGCUGCCGUUGCCAACUUCUCGGCAACCAACACUGAUCCUCUUUCGCAUAUUGUCCCACAGACUGUUGUCGCCACCGAGGACAGCGCGAUCGGCGCAGUCAUCCUCUUCUACGACAGCGCCACUGUGUCGCGCCCCGACUGCUUCCAGAUGUUCUACGAUAUCCCCAGCAUCGCGGACUCAACCGGCUUCAAGACUCUGGCGUCGUUCGCUGUCGAGACAGGCGCGCUUGUGACUGACCACAUCAACGAUGUCUUUGUCGCCGGCACUACUGUCGGCAAGACCUACGAUGAGCUACUGAAGGGUGUCCAGAUCACCAACGACGUCUUCUUCAACGCGCUGCCCGACUUGUAUGCCGUUGUUCCCUUCGCUAACUUGAGCCUCGUCAGCAUCGACUGGCAACCGAUCGGAGACCUGUGGCAGAGUGGCUCGGAGAAGGCCAACCCUACUGGCAAUGCUCUUGGGGUUGACCCGGCUUCCAAAGGAGUGUACCUUUGCUGGGCCGAGGUAGUCGAAUGGACAGGCAGUGAGUAUGACGAGGCAGUCAUGGCGUGGGUCCAGAACACCACGGCGGCCAUCAAUGCCGCCACCCAGGCUGCUGGCAUCUUUGACCCGUUCAACUACAUGGGAGACGCAGCCGGCUUUCAGGAGAUCUAUGCUGGAUAUGGCGCGGAGAACGAGGCCAAGCUCCUGGACAUCUCUAGGAAAUAUGACCCUGAGCGCGUCUUCCAGACUCGUCUUCCCGGCGGUUUCAAGAUUGGCCUAUAG